Molecule: messenger RNA, 3144 nt
Organism: Besnoitia besnoiti
Lineage: Eukaryota; Apicomplexa; Conoidasida; Eucoccidiorida; Sarcocystidae
Product: DHHC zinc finger domain-containing protein
Exons: 2
Coding region: 1-3144 (1047 amino acids)
Molecular function (GO): palmitoyltransferase activity
Source: RefSeq, a predicted model, not a curated record
AUGGCCACGUCCGCUGCUGCACCCGCGCCGCUGCUCUCCGCGCGCGGCGUGGUGAAGGCGGCGCAGAAGAAGCUGCGGAGUGCGGCGGUCUUCGCGGCGGAGUUGCCGCUGUGUCGGUGGAUAGCUUCCCUCGCGCGAGCCUCUCUCGCGCAACGGCGGCCGUCUGCGUGUCACUCUCCCCUCUGCUCACUCUGUCGGCAGGCCGCAGGUCAGGAGGGCGGCGAAGCGCCGGCUGCGCGGCCUCUGAGGCAGCUGUCGCGCGCGCCUGCGGGGGGUGGCGAGCCACCCUGCAAGUCUGCAGAGACCGCUGGCGCUCUCUGUCCGCCCUGCGCCUCCGCCUCGCUGGGGCAGGCUGCGGCCGCUGCGGCGCGCGCGUCGGGCUGCCCGCACUGCGCGGCGGCUUCGGGUGUACGUACACCGCACGCGGGCAGGCCACGGGGGGCGCGUUGCUUCUUCGGAGUGCGCGUCUCGGGUCGGCUCUCCCUGGGGUCUCUGCGCUUGUGCGGCCUGGUGAACGCGUGUUUUCGCGUGGUGAGUCGGCUGCUGCCGCCGUUCGCCUUUCUUCUCCUCGUCUUCGCGACGGCAGUCUACUUCGCGGUGGCGCAGCCCGCGAUGCAGCUCGCGGCCUCGAAGGCCAGUAGCACCCCGUUUCCGCUCCUCCUGCCGCAGCUGAUUCAUCCGCCGCUGACGCCUGAAGAAGAGGACGCGAGUCCUGCGGAGAGCUGCGCGGGGGAGACCCCGACGCCCGGCGCCGCGGCGCGGCUGCUGUUCGCGGUUGGGCAUCUCCUCGCCGCGGUGCCGCUCUGCACGUAUUUCGGUCUGUUUCUUCUUUUUAACGUUCUUUACAACUUUUACUUCGCGUGCGCGGUCGACGCCGGCGCGCCGCCGGUGCUCGAGGCCGUUAAGCGUGACGAGGAAACAGGAUUCGCCGAGGAAAUCUUCGUUUACACGACAGCUGCAGGCGAGAAGAGGGCCGUGUCGCUUCUCCGCGCCGCCGCCGCGGGCAGUGACGCGGCGCCAGAGCUGUGGGAGAGGCCGGCGGCCUGCGAGCGCAGCGUUGUCCUGCCGCCGCACUCGGGCGGCGAGCCUGCGGAGAGUUCCAAAUGCCGCAAAGCAGGGCGGCGGCGGACGGAAGCCGCGCGAGAAGAAGCGGAGACGCAGACAGAGAAAGGAGACAGCAGGAGCGGACUCUCGCUUGACACGUCCCCCUCCACGGCUGCGUCGUCGCCGGGUGUCGCGGCGACUGAGCUCGUCGCGCGCGCGGCGCAGGACGCGGCCGCGGCGGUCGCCGCAAGCCGACGCGAGGGGGAGGCAGAAGGCCGCGCACUAGACAGCGGUCUCCUCGCCUGCGCCGAGAGCUUCGCGCUGCCUGCCUCCCGGGCGGCCGUCUCAGCGCCGGGCGCGGGGGUUGCGGAGCUCGCGAAGCGGAUCAGAAACGCCGCGUCUACGUGCCCAUCUUCCUCUUCUCUCUCUUCGAUGCGCUCGGCGUCGCCAGCGCGCUCGGCGCCGGUAUGCUCCUCGUCUGCGGAAGAAGCUGCCGGUCUGUCGGCGGAUCUGUUGUCUGCUUCCGCGGCUUCUUCUGCGGCGUCGCUUUCGCUCGCGGUUGGGUGUGCGGCGUCUUCUCCGCAGCGGCUUUCAGCGCCCACGUCGUCGCUGCUUCCGCACUGCGGGAAGUGCGGCGCCGUGAGGCCUCCGCGGACGCACCACUGUCGCGUCUGCAGUCGCUGCGUGCUGCGGCAGGACCAUCACUGCCCGUGGUUGGGUCAGUGCGUAGGGCUCCACAAUCGCCGCUUCUUCGUCCUGUUUCUCUUUUUCCUCUUUCUCCUGAUGAUCUUCUCGCUCUGGAGCAUGCGCUUCGCGCUCUUUGGUGCCUUCGCCUUCCGAAAAAUCGCCGCAGAGAGCCGCGCACACCACGCCCGCGUCGCGCUGGAGCAGCUCGCGGUCAUGCGGCGCAUGCGCUUCAUCCAGCGCGAGCUGGAAGGCACACUCAGUCCGUGGGAGAAGGAAGAAGAAGAGGCGCAGGCGGCCAACGAGCCGCUGGACGGUCAGGAGCUCCUCCUCCAGCCGCUGGUUUCCGCCGGGCAAGAUGCACAGCUGCUGCCCCUGGGCGACGGCCCGCGAGACCUCCGCGGCUUCCUCAGUCUCCUCUUUUCCUUCUCGCUUCAGCGGCUGCUCUUUUUUCCGCUGGCGCUGGUCAAUGUCCUGUUCGCGCCAGCCCGAGGCGCGCAGGACGGCGCUCCGCCCACGUUCUCGCGGCGCGUCUUCAGCGCGGAAGAAGAAAGAGACAUCCGCGCGCUCGUCGACGCACUUGUCGCGACCCUCGAAAAGAGACACGGCGGGGAGACAGAGCGAAGCGGCGCGCAGAGCGGGGACUUCGUUUCUGCUGCGGUCGCUGAAGUGCGGGGAGAAGACGCGCCGGCGACUUCUCCGCCGCCUGAGCGAGCCGUCCGCGACGCAGCCCAGGAAGCUUUUCGGCUCGCGCGGCGGUUCGCAGAGCAGACAGUGGGGCCUGCUCCGUACUCGCGCGCGACGCUCGCCGCAGUCGAGGUGCUGCUGCGCUGCGAGCAGCAGGCGGCGGACGGCGAGAGGCGCGGCGGCGACGCGCCCUGGGCUUGGCAGGUCUGGUGCAGACAUGCAGUGCUUUUUGUGGGCAUCCUCGCGCUCAACGUCGGCGUCGCGACCGCCGCGCUGCUCACCCUGCAGAUCUACCUCCUCCUGGGCAACCAGACGACUGUCGAGCUGCACAUUAACUGCGCGACGCGGCGGCGGCUCCGCGAUUCGCCGCUCCCCCCUGCGGCGCCGGCCUCUUCCUCCGCGCCUUCUGACGUCCUGGGCGGUGUAUGUAGAGCUGCGGCUUGCGACUCUGGGACACGAUCCGGGGAAGACGCCGCGGAGCUUCGCGGCUCUGUGACGGCGCGCGACCUCUCGCUGCUUGGCUUUCUCUCCCUCUGUCUGCGGUCGGCGUCGCCCUCGGCGCUGCUACCCUUUCACCGGGGCGUGCGGAGGAACUUGCGCGAAGUCUUUGGGCCUUCGCAGUUUCCUCUCUUCCUCUUCCCGUACCUGGCGCGGCCGCCGGAGGUCUCCGCCGAAGAGCUGCUGGGCGGCGCGGCGGCGCGCGGUGCGGCUCGGCAGAAACCUGAGUGA